This is a messenger RNA of Morchella sextelata, 2685 nucleotides long. RefSeq lists its product as uncharacterized. Gene Ontology annotation, molecular function: translation initiation factor activity; guanyl-nucleotide exchange factor activity. The coding region runs from base 1 to 2685 and encodes 894 amino acids. The transcript is spliced from 4 exons. Gene Ontology annotation, cellular component: eukaryotic translation initiation factor 2B complex; guanyl-nucleotide exchange factor complex. The record is from RefSeq and is a predicted model, not a curated record. Gene Ontology annotation, biological process: biosynthetic process; cytoplasmic translational initiation. NCBI's taxonomy places the organism in Eukaryota, Fungi, Ascomycota, Pezizomycetes, Pezizales, Morchellaceae.
AUGGACGACACGCAAAUCACAAAGCUCACGAAGCUCACGAAGCUUUCUGGAGCUGCUAGAGCCACCGAAAUCAUUGGAAAUGUAGGAGUUACUGGGGCCAUCGGAGCUACUAGGGCUACUGGAGAUGUAGAAGCUUCAGGACUUAUACAGGCCAAAAAGGCUACAGAAGGAAAAGGAAAAGAAGUGAAAGAGAAGGAUCUUUGUCCUCCCGGACCUGGGUUUCAAGCCAUCAUUCUCUGUGGGCCUGGGACCUCCCUCUAUCCAUUUACUGGCGUUGAGGAGUUGCUUCCCAAAGCACUUAUUCCUAUUGCGAAUAAGCCAAUGAUUCAGUACCCUCUCGAAUGGUGUCAAAAAGCCAGAUUUGAAUCAAUCUUGGUCCUUACCCUUACUGAGCAUCUUAUCGCAAUCCAAGCAUAUCUUAAGUCCCAAAUGUUCCCCUUCAAUAUUCAAAUUGAGGCCCCAUCGGCUCUGGAAGAAAACUUGGGGACUGCAGAUGUUUUAAGAAGAGCUUAUAGGGAAGGAUGGAUAAAGGGAGAUAUUGUAGUAUUGCCUUGUGACCUUAUAACCGACUUAGACCCCAACGAGCUUGUGAAGAUAUGGAUGGUUGAGAAUGCUGGCUUCGAUUGUGAUAUGGGCAAAAGAAACAUAGAUUAUGCCAACUGCCGCGAAGAUGAUGAAAGGAGGGGCGGCUUGGGUAUCUGGUAUGAUGCCAGGGGAGAGGGUCAGAUAAAGGGACAAGAAACCGAUUUCUUGGCCCUGGCCCCGCAUCGUGAGCCAAGUGUGGGAUCCACUCCCGAAUCUCAAUUCCCUGGUGUGCUCAAAUCACUUUUAUUUAACCUCCCUGGCCAGGAGGUUAUGAACAAGGAAGAGCGCCCAUUCCGCAAAUCCCUUCUCAGAAAGUUCCCGAAUAUCCAGAUCAACCAGACUGUCCGUGACAGUGGUAUUUACUUUCUCCCUUUCUGGGUUCUCAGGUUCAUUGAUAAAAACUCUAAAAUGAACUCAAUCCGCGAGGACGUUCUUCCAUGGUGGUCUAAAGCUCGCUGGCAGAACAGGCGGCUUGCUGAAAAACUGGGGCUCCUUGAAAUCCUUUCUGAUGGUGGAGAUACUUUUGAGCAGAGACUCAACCUCGCGGAGAUGAGUUCUUCCAGGAAGCGAGAUAUUACACAAUGGACCCAGCAAGACGUAACUGUGCAACGGGUAUACUCGUCAUUAGAUUUGGAGGUGUUGGAGAAACUAAAGAGAGGAAUUGCGGUGUCUAAAAAAUCAGCGAUGCCAGAAUCAUCCGCAAAUAUUCCACCACGUCCACCUCCGCCCCCUCCUCCUCCACCUCCGCCUCCCCCAGGCGGUACCAAAAUUCCACCAGUAAUUGUAUAUCUUCCAGGAAGCUCGGGGCAUUUCACACGCCGCGUAGACACAGUUCAUUUAUAUCACUCCAUGUGUCUCUACAUAGCAAGUUCUGCUUUCAAAUCUGACCAAAUCAAGAUUAAUCCGUCUGCCUCAAUCGACCGAACGGCUACGAUUAACGGAUCAGAUUGCUUAAUAGCAGCCAAGGUUUCUAUCGCCGGGGAGGCGUUUAUCCAAUGUUCUGUCUUGGGGUUCGGUGUUUCUAUCGGUAGGGGUGCAAUGGUUAUAGGGUCUGUACUCAUGGAUGGGGCGUCAGUAGCUGAGGGUGCUAGUGUUGAGAGAUGCAUUUUGGGGAAGAAUGUCAUCAUUGGAGCUGAUGCGAAACUAAAAAAUUGCAAGGUUGCUCCAGGUUUGUUUGUUGAGCCUGGAAAUCAAGCUGUUGGCGAGAUUAUGACGGCCUUUGACGGGAUGAACAAUGACAACAUCCGUACCCAAUAUGGAUCGAACCCCGAUAAUAACUUUCAGUUCAGUAGUGAAGACCAAGGUAAUCAAGAACAGUCCAAAUGGGAUGGACCCUUCAGCGGCAAUGAACCAGCACAGAAGGCGGUGCAAGGGGAAGCCAGGACACACAAUUUUGCCGAAGACCAUGAGAACAGCGAGGAUAUUGGGAGCCAUGAGGAUAUCAAAGACAGUGAUGAUAUCCAGGUUUCCGCGGAUCUUGAGGGUCUUGAGGGUCUUGAGGAUACCGAAGAUUACGAGAAUAUCAAAGGCCACAAGAAGAAAAAUGCAGAUCAAAAGGUCGACAAGAAUCUAGAAAACAAUGGAAACCACAGUGACAAAGCUGAAGUCAUUAACAACACACCGGAGGAAGUUAACUCUGUGGAAAACAAUGAUAGGGUUCAGGGGCAUCUUGGUGAUCUAAAGACACUAGAGAUUCAAAUCGAGCAGCAAAUUGACGGAAAAAACACAAUACCCGAAUUUGGUCACAAAAUCGAUAAGGAAAGCCAUCUAAAGAAUAAUCAGGAGCCCCGUCCAUUACCCGAGGCUCGCCUUGUGAGGCGCGAUAGCAGUGAAACGGAAGCAUUGUACAAAGAGGCAGCCACCAAGCAGGAUAUCGUAAACGCCUUUUCUUCCUCUCCUAAAGUUGAUCAGAGCAACCUUGCUUCGACACAGGCCGCAUCCAAAGUGGUUUCUCCUACUCCAACACCGUCAACAUCGAAAAAGACUUCGGGAUUGGGGUGGAGUACCUGGGGGCUUAGUAUUAUCACUCUUGGGAUUUGUUUUGCCUUUUUCGCCGCCAUUUGUACUGUUGUCGAGAGAAGGGGUCAUUUUCUAGGCUAG